AUGAAGGCAAUUUCAUUUUAAGGCAACAUAUCGAUUGAAGAUUUAUCCAAUAAGAGAAUCAAUCUAGACACAUAAUUAAAGCUUUCUGAUGAUUAAUAUGUUCGCAACAUUCUACCUUUGAGAAUUCAAAAUUUUGAAAUUAAACGAUUAGAAUGGAAGGAUUUUAUUGGUAAGCCAGACGAUGAAUCCCCUUGGAUUGCACAUUGUUAUUGGAACAAUUCUUAUGAAUACUACUUUUCUCAAGAUAGGGAAUCGGUGAAUUACAGAGAAUAAUCUCCAUUGCGUUUACCAAGAAUACCAUUGCAAUAAAUUAAUCAAGUUAAUUACUUAAAUGUCAAAACUGAAACUGUUAGGACAACAAGUGUUAAUAAAAUCAAAAGAUUGCCUACACCAACAAUUAGUUCAUCGCCUUAAAGAGCUGUUAACAGAAGUAAUUCAAGCUCUGCUCUUAGAAAACAAUCACCAAGUGUUCAAAAAAUCAAAUUACAUGUGAAAUGUAAGUUUCUUGAAAAGUCUUGGGCUAAAUCGAAGAAGGAUGAUCUAUUAUUAGAACAUGAGACAGGGCAUUAUUUAAUCGGUUGUCUUUCAGCUUUAGAAUUUAAACGAAAGGUUGAAUCUUCGGAUGUGAUGAGAAAUAAUAAUCAUCAAUAAUAAAUAAGGAACAUUUUUAAACAGAAUUUAAGGGAAUACAUACAAAUUGAAAAAGAUUAUGACGAAGAAACAAAUCAUUAUAAGGAUGUUGAAAAAUAAAAAAUGUGGAAUAGAAAAUUAAAAGAAUAAUUACUACUUUAUGAAUAUUAUUUUAAUCAUUGA
Paramecium octaurelia is the source of this 813-nucleotide messenger RNA. The record is from the annotation of a GenBank genome assembly. Lineage: Eukaryota; Ciliophora; Oligohymenophorea; Peniculida; Parameciidae.